Messenger RNA from Diutina rugosa, 861 nucleotides. RefSeq lists its product as uncharacterized. The coding region runs from base 1 to 861 and encodes 286 amino acids. Lineage: Eukaryota; Fungi; Ascomycota; Pichiomycetes; Serinales; Debaryomycetaceae. The record is from RefSeq and is a predicted model, not a curated record. The transcript has a single exon.
AUGGCCACGACUGAAUCACCUGAUAAAUCGGAUAAACUAAUAUCACGAAAGCGUGGGUCCGCGGCCUCAGGGUCGAUCUCUGGCGAUGCGUCAUCUCCUUCUAAGCUGACGAUGUUUAACAAAGCCAUAUCGCCCCAAAAGCUGCCAACAAAGAAAAGAAAAGUCUACAUUCAUCAGAGCGAUACAAACAAGAAGACUCCCACUCUUCUGCAUUUAUCGUCCGAUGUAGGGGUAGAUUUGGCUAGCGAUUUCGGUUCUGACGACGACUUCGACAUGCGUUUGCCUAUCUUGCCGCCUAGGAAGAAGAUUGAGCCCAUUAAAUCAAGUCCAGUGAAGAUUCCCCACAUUGUCGACGAAUUGCCAAAAUUGAAGGUUGAAACUUCAUGGAGAGGACACAAGAUUCCCGAGCCCUUGACGCGAGAUCAACUUGAUGAUGCAAUAGACCGCCAUAUGAAGUCAGUUGAACGUGUGCUAGACCCUAAGGUCCAGCUGCCUCGAUAUUACGAUCAGAUUAAACGGUUUCAAAAGACUCUGACGCGAGAAACUGUACGUGACAACGAAGAGCAAUGGCGGUUUGAAUGGAAGCAGUUUUACGGCGGGUACAUCGGUCCGGAGCGUCAGUUCUACAUUGGCGAUAAGAUCAUGACCAAAUAUUCUGAUCAAAUUCGAAAAACUGGUCGAGGAGAUGCGGUUGUGCAAUACUUGUGUGAGGACAAUUACGUCAAUUAUGUCCUUGCUUUAGAACUCAUCUUAGAGUUGGUAGCUGAACAAUUUGGCAUAAGUAUCGAUGAAGCCAUGGAUGCAAUUGCUGAGACACGAAAUUACGGAACCGAAAUAUCUGACAAAGUCAAAAUUGCUUGA